Molecule: messenger RNA, 765 nt
Organism: Punctularia strigosozonata HHB-11173 SS5
Lineage: Eukaryota; Fungi; Basidiomycota; Agaricomycetes; Corticiales; Punctulariaceae
Exons: 5
Coding region: 1-735 (244 amino acids)
Source: RefSeq, a predicted model, not a curated record
AUGUUCAAGUCUCUGGCUAUCACCAUCUCCCUCGCCGUCGGGUCGUUUUCAUUGGUCACGCCCAUCGUUCCUCAUGAGGGCGCGUAUUCCGUGAACAACCUUGACGGUCUUACGGCCGAACCCACCGACCUCACGACAGAGAUUGCCACCCAGCUCCUGGACAUCCUCGAGAAGUAUGACCUCACCUCGGCUUUUGGUGUGGUCGGCGUGCAUAACCACAUGACCCUCGCGCCGGGACAGGUUGCGUUCCAGACGGGAAACGCCACGGCCACGCACGUCGAGAUCGCUGAGUACAGCGCGGUCAAGUCUGAAGGGGUUCCGUACAACUACCGCAUCACGCCGACGGGUGACCUUCUCCCGCUCGACCUCGGCUCCGCCACGAGCGACGCGCUCGCCGCUCGUACCGCCCUCGGCGCGGCCACCUCCUCUGGCUCGUUUCUCAAGGAGUUUGCACAAACUGCCGCUGGCCACCUUGCCGGCGUCGCUUACAUCCGUCCGCUCGACCGUGCGGCUCUCACCAACGGCGCGAUCGUCAAGAACCACUACAACGCCGCGAAGACGGAGGGUGUCGCCGCGCCGAUUGCGGCCGUGGACGCCGACCCCGAGGACGCGCCUUCGUUCUGGACGCGCGGUAUCAGCAAUUCGACAGCACCUGCGGAUAUCACCAUUCUCUGCUCCAUUUGCGGUCACGGCAACCCCUGGGCGGAUCGCCGCGCCUUCGCCGGUGAUCUCUGAGCUCCUGCGACCCUGUAACACGGUUCAAGC